Molecule: messenger RNA, 1136 nt
Organism: Pipra filicauda (Wire-tailed manakin)
Lineage: Eukaryota; Metazoa; Chordata; Aves; Passeriformes; Pipridae
Product: leucine-rich repeat extensin-like protein 5
Exons: 3
Coding region: 35-1117 (360 amino acids)
Source: RefSeq, a predicted model, not a curated record
GGGGAUUUAUGGAUGUGCUGGGAUAAAGGAAAUCAUGGAUUCAGCAGCUCUGGGGGAGAAACUCCAGGGAUGGCCCAAAAAUCCCACAGAUCCCACAGAUCUCAGCUCCGGGAUGUCCCAGAAUCCCACUCCGGGAAUGUCCUACAAAUCCCACAAAUCCCAAUCCAGGGAUUUCACACAAAUCCCACAAAUCCCAGCCCAGGGAUCUCCCCCAAAUCCUACCUCAUGGAUAACACACAGAUCCCAGCCCAGAAAUGUUCCACAAAUUCCACCCCAGGAAUGUCCCACGAAUUCCACAAAUCCCAUUCCAGGGAUUUCACAUGAAUCCCACAAAUCCCAGCCCAGGAAUGCCCCAGGAAUCCCACAGAUUCCAGCCCAGGGAUGGCCCACAAAUCCCACCCCAGGAAUGGGUCGAAAAUCCCACAAAUCCCACCCUGGGAAUGUCCCACAAAUCCCACAAAUCCCGCUCCAGGGAUUUCACACAAAUCCCACAGAUCCCACCCUGGGAAUGUCCCACAAAUCCCAUCCCACAAAUCCCUCUCCAAGGGUGUCCCGCAAAUCCCACAAUCCCACCCCAGGGACACAUUCCAUGUCCUUGGAAUAUUCCAGAGCCCUCUGGACACAGGGAUGUCCUGCUGGAUCAGGGCCCUUCCAACUGCCCCAUCCCGGGAUUCCAGGGUUCCAUAGGAAUUUCCCCCCCCCCCCAGUCCCUCCCUCCUCCCCUUGGAUUUUAACCCCGGACAAAACCCCCUCCGACCUUUUCUCACCUUUCCUUUUCCAAACAUUCCGGGGGGAAUUUCGGGAAUUCCGACCCCCCGCUUUCCCUGUCCCUCUGGAAUUCUCCCGGGGUGGGAUUUUCCCGUUUUUUUUCCCAGCUAUUAUGACACCAAGGCGGUGCUGCUGUGCCUGGGAAUCACGGCCCUCGUGUGCCUGGGAAUCUCCAUCCUCAGCUUCCAGAGCAAGCUGGAUUUCACCUCGUGCCAGGGAAUCCUGGCCGUUCUGCUCCUGGUCCUGCUCCUGGGGGGGAUCCUGCUGGGCCUGCUCCUGCCCUCCGGAUACGUCCCUUGGCUGCACGGGGUCUACGCUCUGCUCGGGGCCCUCGUCUUCUCCCUGGUGAGUGACACCCUUGGGAUGGG